Molecule: messenger RNA, 5105 nt
Organism: Macrobrachium nipponense
Lineage: Eukaryota; Metazoa; Arthropoda; Malacostraca; Decapoda; Palaemonidae
Product: fibroin heavy chain-like
Exons: 4
Coding region: 1-4611 (1536 amino acids)
Biological process (GO): positive regulation of transcription by RNA polymerase II
Cellular component (GO): RNA polymerase II transcription regulator complex
Molecular function (GO): transcription coactivator activity
Source: RefSeq, a predicted model, not a curated record
AUGGCGAAAACUUACUUCAUGGUGCUGGUCAUAGCACUAUGGACGGUAACGCUAUGUUUCAGUGCAGAAUCAAACAUUCGUAUUGUGAAGGCAACUAGUGAAACCCUCGAAGAGGCAACGAAGAAGGUCUCCGAAAAAGAAACAAAAGUAGAAAAAAGAAAAGCUGAUAGUGGGAACAUCCCUCCUCCCCCUCUGUACAGCUUACCCGGAGAUCAAUCUCUCCCUGUUCAGCCUUUACCCUUGGAGGCAUUUCAGCAGUCGACCGGUCAGCUAAGUACGGGAUUCAGCGGACCUCCUCUGGACAUUCCACAACCUAGCUCAACAUAUUUUCCACCAACUGCGCCUCAUGGGUCUGCUGUCAGUGGUCCUAACGUCGUCAGUUUUGGUUUAGCUGAUGCUGUCACUCCUUCCAGUGGAUACAAGACACCCAUAUCUACUCCUAACCCGGGAUAUGCCGCUCCAACAGGCAGUACUGCAGGAAGCCUUGGCUCUUUUGCUGCAGGAACCGGAAACAUUCUCGGUGGUGAAGUGCCUGGAGCAGCCCCAUUUACUCCAAGUCAACCAUAUAGUCCUCCAUCGGGUUCUUUUAGCCAGUCCUUUAGCGUACCAACAGGGUCAAGUCAGUCCUAUAAUGCAGGAGGAAUAAUUAUUACUAUUGCAGGUAGUAAUGGUGUUGGAGGAGGUGGAAUAGGAGGAUAUGGAGGAGAUGUGUCAGUUGGGGAGGGGGGAGGUGUAGGAGGAUUUGGAAGUGGAGUUUCUCAUGUAAAGGAUGAUGGAUAUGCAGGAAGUGCAGGAGUAGGACUUGGAGGAGGAGGAGGAGGAGAUAUUUUUGUCGGAAGUGGUGGAGGAGUAGGAGGAUUUGGAAGUGGAGUAUCUGCAGGAAAGGGUGCUGGAUAUGCAGGAAGUGCCGGAGUAGGACUGGGAGGAGGAGGAGGAGGAGGAGAUAUUUUUGUCGGGAGUGGUGGAGGAGUAGGAGGCUUUGGAAGUGGAGUAUCUGCAGGAAAGGGUGCUGGAUAUGCAGGAAGUGCCGGAGUAGGACUGGGAGGAGGAGGAGGAGGAGGAGGAGAUAUUUUUGUCGGGAGUGGUGGAGGAGUAGGAGGCUUUGGAAGUGGAGUAUCUGCAGGAAAGGGUGCUGGAUAUGCAGGAAGUGCCGGAGUAGGACUGGGAGGAGGAGGAGGAGGAGGAGGAGAUAUUUUUGUCGGGAGUGGUGGAGGAGUAGGAGGCUUUGGAAGUGGAGUAUCUGCAGGAAAGGGUGCUGGAUAUGCAGGAAGUGCCGGAGUAGGACUGGGAGGAGGAGGAGGAGGAGGAGAUAUUUUUGUCGGGAGUGGUGGAGGAGUAGGAGGCUUUGGAAGUGGAGUAUCUGCAGGAAAGGGUGCUGGAUAUGCAGGAAGUGCCGGAGUAGGACUGGGAGGAGGAGGAGGAGGAAAUACUUUUGUCGGGAGUGGUGGAGGAUUUGGAGGUGGAGUAUCUGUGGGAAAAGGUGCUGGGAGGAGGAGGAGAUAUCGUGGAGCAUCUGUAGGAAAGGGUGCUGGAUAUGCAGGCAGUGCUGGAGUAGGACUGGGAGGAGGAGGAGGAGAUAUUUUUGUUGGGAGUGGUGGAGGAGUUGGAGGAAUUGGAGGUGGAGUAUCUGUAGGAAAAGGUGCUGGAUAUGCAGGAAGUGCAGGAGUAGGACUUGGAGGAGGAGGAGGAGAUAUCUUUGUUGGGAGUGGUGGAGGAGUAGGAGGAAUUGGAGAUGGAGUAUCUGUAGGAAAAGGUGCUGGAUAUGCAGGAAGUGCAGGAGUAGGAAUUGGAGGAGGAGGAGGAGAUAUCUUUGUUGGGAGUGGUGGAGGAGUAGGAGGAUUUGGAGAUGGAGUAUCUGUAGGAAAAGGUGCUGGAUAUGCAGGAAGUGCCGGAGUAGGACUUGGAGGCGGAGGAGGAGGAGGAGAUAUUUUUGUUGGGAGUGGGAGAGGAGUAGGAGGAUUUGGAAGUGGAGUUUCUGUAGGAAUGGGUGAUGGAUAUGCAGGAAGUGCAGGAGUAGGACUGGGAGGAAGAGGAGGAGGAGGAGAUAUUUUUGUUGGGAGUGGGGGAGGAGUAGGAGGAUUUGGAAGUGGAGUGUCUGUAGGAAAGGGUGGUGGAUAUGCAGGCAGUGCAGCUGUUAGUGCAGGAUUAGGACUUGGAGGGAGUGAUAUAGUUGGUGGUGGUGGUGGUGGAGGCUAUGAUGACUCUGCAGGUAUUAGCGGGGGAGGUUUAGGAUCUGGUUUGUCCCAUAGUCAUGGUGGUACUGGAGGACUUGGCGGUAGUGGAGGAGGGUAUGGAGGUGGAUUAGGAGUGAGCUCUGGAGUGGGAUUUGGAGGAGUGUCUGGUGGUCUUGGAGGAGGAAGCUUAGGUGUGAUAUCCAGUGGAAAAGGCGGAGGAGGAGGAUAUGGAAGUGGUUCUAUUGGUGUUGUUGGAGGAGGAGGAGGAGGAUUAAAAGGUGGAAUAUCAAUUGGAAAAGGUGGGGGAGGAGGGUUUGAAAGUAGUUCCUUUGGUGGUGGAGGGGGAGGUUUAGGAGGAGGGAUACCACCUGGAAAAGGAAUUGGGGGAGGGUAUGGAGGUGGUUUAGCUAAUGUUGGUGGAGGAGGCAGUGGUAUAGCUAUUGGAAAAGGUGCAGGAUUUGGAGUUAGUAGUGGAGGAGGACUAGGUGGUAGUGGAUUUGGUAUAAGUGGAGGAAGUAGUUAUGGAGGAAGUGCUCAUGGAACAGGGGAAGGGUUUGGAAGCAGUUUGUCUGUUGGAGGAGGGAGUAGUUAUGCGGAUGCUGCUGUUAGUGGAGGAGACUUUGGACAUGGAGGUAUUGGGCAUACUACUGGAGGAAGUGGAGUAGGUUAUGGAGACAGUUCUGUUGGUGGAGGAGGGAGUCUUGGGAUUGGUGGAAUAAAUGUAGGAUUUGGAGACAGUGCUCAUGUCAGUGGAGGGGGAGGGGUUUUAGGAGGAGGUGGAAGUUAUGGUGGGGGGCCAGUUGGUGUUGGAGGAGGAGGAGGAGGUUUUGGAGGAUUUUCUGGUGGUACAGGUGGUGUCAUUGGUGGUGUGAUAGCAUCACCGGUUUCUGGUGUUCCAAGCUCAUCAUAUGGAGCACCAGGAAAUGCUGUCAGCGCCUUUGGAGGAUCAGGUCUCGGGUCCUCCAUUGGAGCUCCUACAGUUCCAGCUUCUUCAUAUGGAACACCUUCAGUACCUUCUUCUUCAUAUGGAGCACCCUUAGCAUUUGAAUCAUCCCUUGGAGGACCAUCAGCUUUUGAAUCUUCAUUUGGAGCACCUGAGAUUGGCAGUUCAUAUGCAUCACUUGGACCUGAUAUACCAUUAGGUGAUCUGUCUACACCUGGUUCUUCUUAUGGGGCACCAGCAAUUUCUGGUUCAUCCUUUGGAGGGGCUCCUGUUCCAAGUUCUUUUGGGACACCAUCUAUUCCAAGUUCUUCAUUUGGAAGUCCUGCAUCCAUUGGGUCCUCUUACAGUGCUCCCAUAGCACCAUCUGGAGGAUCAUUUUCUGGCGGCCACAGUACGGGUGGUUCUUUUAGUUCUACUUUUGAUGUAAUCCAUUUAGAUGAUCAUGGCGACCAUGGCCAUGGCGGGGACACUGCUUGUGUACAUCAUGGACACGAUGGCCAUGGAGGCAGCCAUCAUGGUGGAGGUGGAGGUGGUUUUGAUCACCACGGAGGAGGUGGGGGUGGUUUUGAUCACCAUGGAGGAGGUGGGGGUGGUUUUGGUCACCAUGGAGGAGGUGGGGGCAGUAUUGAUCACCAUGGAGGAGGAGGAGGUGGUUAUGGAGGAGGAUCCGGAGGAGGCCAUUUUGGAGGAGGAGGUUUUGAUCAUCAUGGAGGUCUUGAUCACCAUGGAGGAGGUGGAGGUGGAUUUGAUCACCAUGGAGGAGGUGGAGGUGGAUUUGAUCACCAUGGAGGAGGUGGAGGUGGAUUUGAUCACCAUGGAGGAGGUGGAGGUGGUUUUGAUCAUCAUGGAGGAGGAGGAGGAGGUGGCUACGGAGGAGGAUCCGGAGAGGGCCAUUUCGGAGGAGGAGGUCUUGAUCACCAUGGAGGAGGUGGAGGUGGGUUUGAUCACCAUGGAGGAGGUGGAGGUGGGUUUGAUCACCAUGGAGGAGGUGGAGGUGGGUUUGAUCACCAUGGAGGAGGAGGAGGAGGUGGCUAUGGAGGAGGUUCUGGAGGAGUCCAUCUUGGAGGAGGAGGCUUUGAUCACCACGGAGGGGGAGGUUUUGAACACCAUGGAGGUGGAGGUGGUUUUGAUCACCAUGGAGGAGGAGGUGGUGGUUUUGAACAUCAUGGAGGAGGAGGAGGAGGAGGAGGAGGUUAUGGCGGGGGUUCUGUAGGUGGUCAUCUUGGGGGAGGUUUUGGGGGUUUUGGUGCCACUGGAGGUGGAGUUGGAGGUGGUUAUGGAGGGGGAGUAGGAGGUGGUUAUGGAGGGGGCUAUGGUGGAGGAGGAGGUUAUGGCAGUAGCUAUGGUUAUGGAGGUGCUGUUGGUGGGUAUGGAGGCGGAUAUAGUAGUGCUAUCUCAUAUAUUCCGGUGUCAUCACAGAGCAAACCUAAAAAGCCCAAGAAAUCAUUUAAGGGUAUUUUUGAUAAAGUCAAGAAGUGGUUGAAGUGGGAUUAAAGAUGAAAGGUAAAACGUAUCCCAAAGUCAGUUUCUAAUAAUCAAUAAUCAUUUUCAGUGGUUUAUCUCUAGUCCAUUUGGAAUAAGUAUAUUAGGACAAGCACUUUUGGAAAGGUUUGCAAAGACAAUACAAACGCAUUGAUAAUAAGGACGAAACCUUUAAUAUCUUCACGUUUUAGGACGUGGUUCAAAUCUAAUUUAUGCAAUCCGAGGUGAUAACUUGACAUUACAUGAUGUUAGCUUUGAAAACCUUUUCUUGUGUGCCCCUACAAAAUACUCGAUGCAUGCUUCCUACAAAAGUUUUAUUUUUGUGGAAGGAACUCCAAAUAGUGUGCGUAUUAUUUUAUAUGAAAUUUUAUCAAACAUUUGUAAUUGUUCCAAAGUUAUCCAUGUAAUCCUUAAGUUUUGUAAAUAUUCUUUUGUUGCCCGUAAUGUGGUUUUCAUGUGAUUACCUCUAUAUUUUGUAUUUUGUUGUUAUAAGAAAUCAAAAAGCG